GAAGAAGAAGGGCACCACUGCUACCUUCAACUUCCGGAAUACUCAAAAUCAACACAAGAUUGGAUGAAUACUUGGGAUAAAAAAGACCAAAGGAAUUUAUUUGUGUACAGGUCUAUAGCGUUGUGAACUGGAGGUAAAACACUGAGGAUGGAGCAGCUGGAGGAGAGAUGAUGCUGUGAAGAACAUUACAUCACCCUCCAAGUGCAGAAUGUCCUCAGGUCACAGGCUGAGAGAUGUGGAGCAGCAGCGCCCCCUGCUGGACAGGGAGGAAGAGGAGGAGGUGGAGAAGAGAUCCAACAGUGCGUCUCCGAAUCGUCUCUGGUUCAUCCAGGACUGCUGCGGCAUGGUCUGUGCCUUCAUCACCUGGUCCCUGGUCUUCUUCGCGGACUUCGUGGUCACCUUCGUCAUGCUGCUGCCCUCCAGGAGCUUCUGGUUCGCCGUCCUCAACGGGGUGAUCUUCAACAGCCUGGCUGUGCUGGCGCUGGCCUCACAUCUCCGUACCAUGCUGACAGACCCGGGAGCCGUCCCGAAAGGAAAUGCCACGAAAAAAUACAUGGAGAGUCUGCAGCUGAAGCCGGGGGAGGUGAUCUACAAAUGUCCAAAAUGCUGCAGCAUCAAACCUGAGCGUGCUCAUCACUGCAGUAUCUGUAAGCGUUGUAUCCGUAAGAUGGACCAUCACUGUCCCUGGGUCAACAACUGCGUGGGGGAGAAAAACCAGCGCUUCUUUGUCCUCUUCACUAUGUACAUUGCCAUGAUCUCCGGCCAUGCUCUGGCUCUCUGUGGAUAUCAGUUCAUCACCUGUAUCAGAGUCCAGUGGGGGGAGUGCAGUGAUUUCUCUCCCCCAGUGACGAUGAUGCUGAUGAUCUUCCUCUGCAUGGAGGCCCUCCUCUUCCUCACCUUCACAGCCGUCAUGUUCUGCACUCAGGUGCACUCCAUCUGCAACGAUGAGACGGAGAUCGAACGUCUGAAGAACGAGAAGCCGACAUGGGAGCGCCAGACUCGGUGGGCGGGGCUUAGGUCAGUGUUUGGAGGUCAGCCGUCUCUGCUGUGGAUCAGCCCCUUCGCUGGACUCAAACUACCAACUCUCCCGCCUAGGCACACCUGGAAGGGCGGGGCUGAGUUCUCCGUGUGAUGAGCUGUCACUGAAACGUCCCACAGAGGAGUUUUUACGACUCCAGCUGCACAGCCAUCACCACCUCUGAGUUUAUCUCGACCUCAAGGUUUGUCUCUGAGCCAGAGGGAACGGCUCCAAGCUCUGCUGCAGAACCCCAGAGCAGGGGGCCCGGUGUUCAUCUCUACAGGUGGGAGCUGGCCAAUAGGGAAGCAAAGAGCUCAUGAGGAGCGGUUGCAACACUGUCUUUUAACUGGACGUGACCAGAGUGGGCAUCAGCAGCAAAGUCAGCUUGAUUACAUCAGUUCAUAUUUGAGUGUCCUGACAGUGCAAUGAGGCAUUAUUCAUUUAUGUUCAGUUUUAUACUGAAUUAUUUGCCUCAGAACAUCCCUACUUUAAUCUCAGCUACAACAUCACUAUGGUAAAUGAGUGAACUCAGAGUUACAGCUUAAAAUCAGCGUAGAGAGCCAUUGCUUUUGUCAUAGUUAUGUUGGAAUGUUCUCCAUGAGCAUUAUGCACAUCUCCAGCUUGAAAAAUACGUCUAUGGAAGCUUCUAGAAUUGUAGGGUUUUGUUUAAUGCCUCAAUAUUAAGCAGUAACACAUAGAUUUACUGUAAGCAUCACCUCAGAGAGCCUUACCUCAUCCCCACUGUAAAAAAAAAAGAGGACGACAAGAGCACAGCAUCCCAGAAAACCAUCGUUAUGAUGUUUGGUCAUAAUGUCCACAGUCUGUUUGACACGGCUGAUUUUACAACCAAACACUCAAUAAUACUGAGUCUUUAUGCAUCAUCUAUAGACAUGUAGCUGAUUAAAUCACUUUAAUAAAUGUAUUUGGCUCUAGUUUAGCCAAAUAUGAAAGUUAUUUCUACAUUUUUGUGGUGUAGAAGUUAUCAGACCUAAAACAGUUCCUGAUUAUUCUGGUUAAAGUUUAAGAGCUGCACCCUGGGAAAUUUCCACAUUAGAAAUAAAAGAAACACUGCAGCUUUUUUUCAUUUUUAGUGCUGCAGCAGUGUGGUGUUAAUGCCCUCAUCAUCGUUUUAAUCUGACAGGUGGUGAUUGUUCCUCUUUCUGCAGGAAGAGCAUCACUUGACACUAAUCGCCCACUUUUCCAGGAGUGUGCCCAGCUGCAAUCAGAAAGUCUGAGCUCAGAGAAAGUCCACAUCCAGCAUGUCAAGCUGAUUAUAUUGUGUGUCCCUGAUUUCCCCUCAGACUGGAGUGUAAUGCUGCUGAAUGUGCUAAAAGAUCUCCACAUAAAUCAGACUGAAAACACUCUCUGAAUGUUUUUUUUAUUUGGUAUAAAGGUGCUUGAUUUACUCAAAGCAUUUACUGACUAUAAAUUGUAUUUCACAAACCAUUUAAUCAGAUCUUGUUUUUUCUUAAAUAUCUGUAAACUGCUGCUGUUGUGAAUGUUUUAAAAACUGUGGAGCUGAUCAGUGCUGUGUGCAUCAGCGUAAAACUACAAUGUGGAAAUGAAAUGUAUAAAUGAUCUUUCCUUUUUGUCUUUAUUUAACUCUUAAAGGGUGCUCUGGGACAUUUUGUGGCUUUUUUGGUCUUUUUUGGUUUUCUUUUUGAUUAUUCUGACUGUGUUAAUGCCAACAACAUCAUUUCAGAGGGUACGUUUUUCUCAAUAGAAUUUCGAAAUUUACAUAAUGGGUCAAUAAUCAUGUAAUACUACUACUAAUAAUAAGGAGAAAAAGAACAGUAAAAAAUAAUUAUAAUCAUAAUAUAAAAUCAUUGAUGAGCUCUGUAGACUUUUAGUACCCACUCAGGCUGUUGGUGUCCAAAAACGUCCCAUUGAAACCCAUUAAAACUACAUUUUUGAUCCUCCUGUCAUCACCGUGAAAACAUGCAUUUAUGAUGUUCGGCUUUCAUUCUGGAGUCUUUGCUUCAAACUUGCAGUUUUUUUCCUGUUGAACACCAAAUGUCAGACAUUUUCAAAUGACUGGCAUGAUUUUUUUUUUUUCUUGUUUUCUUUAUGGACACUUUUAUAGCACUUUAUCACAAUCUUAACAUUUAAACAGUAAUGCAGAAAAAAUAAAUUUGUUGCUCAUUAUUAACACAAUCAAGGCAGUGAUAAUCCCCUUCAAAGAAAUUCAGUUUGCAUGUAGUGAAUAGUGGCAACAAACCCUGUGAACCCUUUGAAAUUUUCCAGCAGUGCUGUGAAUGUUUAGUAGCUGUGUUCAGUUGGGCUGGAUCAUUAGGGAACAUAAUCUAAUUGCAUUUUUUUCCCAAUAUUGUGAUUGUGAUUUUAAUACGCGAUUAUUUCUCAAGUUCCUCAUCUUGUGCAUUUUCCAACAAAAACAGACAAUAAUUCAUUCUAAACUAUAACAAACACAAUAAAAGACUAAACUAGGGCUGAAAAAUCUUUAAAAAUAUCUAUUGUGAUGAUUUUGACUCAUUUUGCAAACUGGCUAUGAACUGCUGUAUUAAAGGGUUUGACCAUUUUUUAAAACUGUCAUAUUUAACAGGAAAAACACAAAAAAAAAUGAAGAAAAUUUGAUUU
Molecule: messenger RNA, 3613 nt
Organism: Cheilinus undulatus (humphead wrasse)
Lineage: Eukaryota; Metazoa; Chordata; Actinopteri; Labriformes; Labridae
Product: palmitoyltransferase ZDHHC7-like
Exons: 8
Coding region: 209-1132 (307 amino acids)
Biological process (GO): peptidyl-L-cysteine S-palmitoylation; protein targeting to membrane
Cellular component (GO): Golgi apparatus; endoplasmic reticulum
Molecular function (GO): protein-cysteine S-palmitoyltransferase activity
Source: RefSeq, a predicted model, not a curated record